This is a messenger RNA of Puma concolor (puma), 4047 nucleotides long. Lineage: Eukaryota; Metazoa; Chordata; Mammalia; Carnivora; Felidae. The record is from RefSeq and is a predicted model, not a curated record.
AUGCGCAAGCCUGGGGCAGGUCUGGCAAGUGGCUACUCCAUGACCCCCCCAACCCUAAACAUCACGGAGGAGACAUACAUCAUUGACUCCAGUGACAGCCUAUCGAUCUCCUGCAGGGGGCAGCACCCCCUCGAGUGGGCCUGGCCAGGGGCUCACGAGACACCAGCCACGGGGGAGAAGGACGGUGAGGACACAGGGGUUGUUCGAGACUGCGAGGGCACGGACACCAGGCCCUACUGCAAGGUGCUGCUGCUGCCCGAGGCCCACGCCAACAACACGGGCAGCUACCGUUGCUACUACAAGUACAUCAAAGCCCGCAUAGAGGGUACCACCGCGGCCAGCACCUAUGUGUUCGUGAGAGACUUGGAGCAGCCGUUCAUCAACAAGCCAGACACGCUUCUAGUCAACAGGAAGGAUUCCAUGUGGGUGCCCUGCCUGGUGUCCAUCCCUGGCCUCAACGUCACGCUGCGAUCGCAAAACUCAGCACUGCGGCCUGAUGGGCAGGAGGUGGUGUGGGACGACCGCCGGGGUAUGCGGGUGCCCACACCACUGCUGCGCGACGCCCUGUACCUGCAGUGUGAGACCACCUGGGGUGGCCAGGCCUUCCUGUCCAACCCGUUCCUCGUGCACAUCACAGGCAACGAGCUCUAUGACAUCCAGCUGUUCCCCAAGAAGUCGCUGGAGCUGCUGGUUGGGGAGAAGCUGGUCCUGAACUGCACUGUGUGGGCCGAGUUCAACUCAGGUGUCACCUUUGACUGGGACUAUCCAGGGAAGCAGGCAGAGCGGGGUAAGUGGGUGCCAGAGCGGCGCUCCCAGCAGACUCACACAGAGCUCUCCAGCAUCCUGACCAUCCACAACGUCAGCCAGCAUGACCUGGGCCCGUAUGUGUGUGAGGCCAACAACGGCAUCCAGCGAUUCCGAGAGAGCACUGAGGUCAUUGUGCAUGAAAAGCCCUUCAUCAGCGUCGAGUGGCUCAAGGGUCCUGUCCUGGAGGCCACCGCAGGAGAUGAGUUGGUGAAGCUGCCUGUGAAGCUAGCAGCGUACCCCCCGCCGGAGUUCCAAUGGUACAAGGACAGAAAGUCAGUGUCCGGGCGCCAUAGUCCGCAUGCCCUGGUGCUCAAGGAGGUGACGGAGGCCAGUGCAGGCAUCUACACCCUCGCCCUGUGGAACUCUGCGGCCGGCCUGCGGUGCAACAUCAGCCUGGAGCUGGUGGUGAACGUGCCCCCCCACAUCCACGAGAAGGAGGCCUCCUCCCCCAGCACCUACUCCCGCCACAGCCGCCAGGCCCUCACCUGCACUGCCUAUGGGGUGCCCCCUCCUCUCAGCGUCCAGUGGCACUGGAGGCCAUGGACCCCCUGCAAGACCUUCACCCAGCGCAGCCUCAGCCGGCGGCAGCAGAGAGACCACAUGCCACAGUGCCGUGACUGGAGAGAGGUGACCACACAGGAUGCAGUGAACCCCAUUGAAAGUCUGGACACCUGGACCGAAUUUGUAGAGGGGAAGAAUAAGACGGUGAGCAAGCUGGUGAUCCAGGAUGCCAACGUGUCUGCCAUGUACAAGUGCAUGGUCUUCAACAAAGUGGGCCAGGACGAGCGGCUCAUCUACUUCUACGUGACCAACAUCCCUGACGGCUUCAGCAUAGUAUCCGAGCCAUCCGAAGAACCCCUAGAGGGCCAAGACGUGCGCCUGAGCUGCCGGGCGGACAACUACACCUACGAGAAUCUGCGUUGGUACCGCCUCAACCUGUCCACGCUGCACGAUGCGCACGGGAACCCACUGCUGCUCGACUGCAAGAACGUGCACCUCUUCGCUACGCCGCUGGCAGCCAGCCUGGAGGAGGCGGAGCCAGGGGCGCGCCACGCCACACUCAGCCUGACCAUCCCCCGCGUGGCUCCAGAGCACGAAGGCGAUUACGUAUGCGAGGUGCAGGACCGUCGCAGCCACGACAAGCACUGCCACAAGAAGUACCUGUCAGUGCAGGCCCUGGAAGCCCCGCGGCUCACACAGAACUUGACCGAUCUCCUGGUGAAUGUGAGCGACUCUCUGGAGAUGCGGUGCCCCGUGGCAGGGGCGCACGUGCCCAGCAUCUUGUGGUACAAAGACGAGAGGCUACUGGAGGAAGAGUCCGGAAUCUACCUGGCAGACUCCAACCAGAAACUGAGCAUACAGCGCGUGCGUGAGGAAGACGCGGGACGCUAUCUGUGCAGCGUGUGCAACGCCAAGGGCUGCGUCAAUUCCUCCGCCAGCGUGGCCGUGGAAGGCUCCGAAGAUAAAGGCAGCAUGGAGAUCGUGAUCCUUGUCGGCACCGGGGUCAUCGCUGUCUUCUUCUGGGUCCUCCUCCUCCUCAUCUUCUGUAACAUGAGGAGGCCAGCCCAUGCAGACAUCAAGACAGGCUACCUGUCCAUCAUCAUGGACCCUGGGGAGGUGCCUCUGGAGGAGCAGUGUGAAUACCUGUCCUAUGAUGCCAGCCAAUGGGAGUUCCCCCGGGAGCGGCUGCACCUCGGGAGAGUUCUCGGCCAUGGGGCCUUCGGGAAGGUGGUGGAAGCCUCGGCUUUUGGAAUCAACAAGGGCAGCAGCUGUGACACUGUGGCAGUGAAAAUGCUGAAAGAGGGCGCCACAGCUAGCGAGCACCGAGCCUUGAUGUCGGAGCUCAAGAUCCUAAUCCACAUUGGCAACCACCUCAACGUGGUCAACCUCCUGGGGGCGUGCACCAAGCCAAAUGGCCCCCUCAUGGUUAUCGUGGAGUUCUGCAAGUACGGCAAUCUCUCCAACUUCUUGCGUGCCAAGCGGGAGGCCUUCAACCCCUAUGCUGAGAAGUCCCCUGAGCAGCGAAGGCGCUUCCGCGCCAUGGUGGAAGGCGCCAAGGCUGACCGGAGGCCAGGAAGCAGCGACAGGGCCCUCCUCUCCAGGCUCCUGAUCGGCAAGGGCGGGGCAGGACGGGCCCCUCCGGUCCAAGAACCCCGGGACCUGUGGCUGAGCCCGCUGACCAUGGAAGACCUUGUCUGCUACAGCUUCCAGGUGGCCCGAGGGAUGGAGUUCCUCGCUUCACGCAAGUGUAUUCACAGAGACCUGGCUGCUCGGAACAUCUUGCUGUCAGAAAGUGAUGUGGUGAAGAUCUGUGACUUCGGCCUGGCCCGCGACAUCUACAAAGACCCUGACUACGUGCGCAAGGGCAGCGCCCGGCUGCCUCUGAAGUGGAUGGCCCCUGAGAGCAUCUUUGACAAAGUGUACACCACGCAGAGUGACGUGUGGUCCUUUGGGGUGCUGCUCUGGGAGAUCUUCUCCCUGGGGGCCUCCCCCUACCCUGGGGUGCAGAUCAAUGAGGAGUUCUGUCAGCGGCUAAAAGAGGGCACACGGAUGAGAGCCCCAGAGCUGGCCACUCCCGCCAUACGUGGCGUCAUGCUGAGCUGCUGGUCAGGAGACCCCAAAGAGAGGCCUGCGUUCUCGGAGCUGGUGGAGAUCCUGGGGGACCUGCUCCAGGGCAGGGGCCAACAGGAGGAGGAGGACUGCAUGGCUCCCUGCAGCUCUCAGAGCUUGGAGGAAGGCAGUUUCUUGCAGGCGUCCACCACAGCCCUGCACAUCGCCGAGGCCGACACCGAGGACAGCCCGCCAAGCCUGCACCGGCACAGCCUGGCAGCCAGAUACUACAACUGUGUGUCCUUUCCUGGGUGCCUAGCCAGAGGGACUCAGACCCAGGGCUCCUCCAGGAUGAAAACAUUCGAAGAAUUUCCCAUGACCCCAACAACCUACAAGGCCUCCGUGGAUAACCAAACGGACAGUGGGAUGGUGCUAGCCUCCGAGGAGUUUGAGCAGCUGGAGAGCAGGUACAGACAAGAAAGCGGGCUCAGCUGUAAAGGACCUGGCCGGAAUGUGGACGCGACCAGGGCGCACCCUGACACCCAAGGGCGGCGGCGGAGGCCGGACCGCGGGGCGCGGGGAGGCCAGGUGUUCUACAACAGCGAGUAUGGGGAGCUGGUGGGUCCACACGAUGUGGGGGACUGCCCACCGUCUGCCCGUGCACGCUUCUUUGCAGACGACUGUUACUGA